AUGUCACACACCAAAAAAAUUAUUGGUAUCUUCAGUUUUAAUUUAAUUAGAGAUAGUUGUUAUUUAAAAAAAUUAUAUCUAGAUGAUUCUCUAGUUUACUAUUUAAAAACUACUGAUAGAAACAUUCCGGAACAAAAGAUAAUGAAUGGUUUCUUUGGAACCGAGAUAAUCUACAAUUCUGGAAAGAUGAUGAGAAUUCAAUUUAUUGCAGCCUUGUUGGUUGUUUGCGUUUCAAUGUCGGUUGCACAUCAAUCAUGUGUCAAGCGUAAACCAAUUGAACAACGUCGUACUCACGUUAUUUCUCCAGUUCCAUCCGAUUACAUCAAUUAUGAGGAUUUACCAAGUUAUUUCGAUUGGAGAAAUAUCACUUCUGAAGGAUAUGAUGCACCAAGAUCUUUCGUAACUGUCACUAGAAAUCAACAUUUACCACAGUACUGUGGUAGCUGCUGGGCCUUCGGAACUACAUCUGCCCUAGGAGAUAGAAUCAAGAUUGCCAGAAAUGCUCAAUUCCCAGAGAUUGAUUUGGCUCCUCAAGUUUUGUUGAACUGUAUGGGUUCUGGAGACUCUUGCGAUGGUGGUGACCCCACAGAAGCAUAUGAGUACAUACUUAAUAAGGGCAUAUCUGACGAAACCUGCGCUCCAUACGAAGCCAUCGACAACGAAUGCAAUGCCGAGGGUAUCUGCAAGAACUGUAACUACGAUCUUUCCGAUCCAACCGCCAAAUGUUUUGCUCAAACUACCUACACCACAUACUUUGUCAAAGAACAUGGACUUGUCAACGGUACUGAAGCAAUGAUGGCCGAAAUUUAUGCUCGUGGAUCAAUUGCCUGUGGUGUUGUUGUUGAAGAUGCUUUCGAAAGCUACAGCAGUGGUGUAUUCACCACCAACAGUCAAAGCACUGAAAUCAACCAUGAAAUCUCUAUCGUCGGUUGGGGUACUCUCAAUGGUAUCGAUUACUGGAUCGUUCGUAACUCAUGGGGUACCUACUGGGGUCAAUUGGGUUAUGCUUUAGUCCAAAGAGGUGUAAAUUUAAUCCAAAUCGAAAGUGAUUGUGAUUGGGCCGUCCCACAACUCUAA
This is a messenger RNA of Heterostelium album PN500, 1077 nucleotides long. Its product is annotated as C1 family peptidase. Gene Ontology annotation, molecular function: cysteine-type endopeptidase activity. The record is from RefSeq and is a predicted model, not a curated record. Bases 1 to 1077 code for a protein of 358 amino acids. The transcript is spliced from 7 exons. NCBI's taxonomy places the organism in Eukaryota, Evosea, Eumycetozoa, Acytosteliales, Acytosteliaceae. Gene Ontology annotation, cellular component: lysosome.